Messenger RNA from Dothidotthia symphoricarpi CBS 119687, 528 nucleotides. RefSeq lists its product as uncharacterized. Gene Ontology annotation, molecular function: metallopeptidase activity. The coding region runs from base 1 to 528 and encodes 175 amino acids. The transcript has a single exon. Lineage: Eukaryota; Fungi; Ascomycota; Dothideomycetes; Pleosporales; Dothidotthiaceae. The record is from RefSeq and is a predicted model, not a curated record.
AUGCAGUUCUCCGCCAUCCUAGUUCUACUGGCAUACGCCACCACCGCCCAAGCAGCGAUAACAUGGACGCUCGCGAAAGCGACCAACCCCACCGCUGACCAGAGCGACGCCUACACCAAGAUAGAAGCCGCUAUGCGUCUUGCGGUGGCACGUUACUCGCGCUUGUCAACUGCCAGCAAAGUCAUCCGCGUCGCCUACGCGCCAGGCGUACCAACUGCCGAAGCGAACUACAACGGUGAUUUGCGCUUUGGGUCGAACAGGUCGUACAUGAGCCAGCGUACGGCCAUGCACGAGAUUGCGCACACGUUGGGCAUCGGACAGACUGCCGCGUUUGACCGGAAGUGCGCAGCAGGGGACUGGCGGACAGCGUUGCCGCUGCUAAAGAGUUGGGAUGGACAGAGCGCCGUAAUCAAUUGCGGGGGCGGACAUAUCUGGCCGUAUGGACUUAACUACGACACCGAGUGGAGCGAGAUGAAUGCGGAUAGGCAUGUGCAGCUCAUUCAGGCGAUGUUGAAUGAUGGCUUGUAA